This is a messenger RNA of Morus notabilis, 392 nucleotides long. RefSeq lists its product as uncharacterized. The annotation marks the transcript as partial. Lineage: Eukaryota; Viridiplantae; Streptophyta; Magnoliopsida; Rosales; Moraceae. The transcript has 3 exons. Gene Ontology annotation, biological process: chromosome organization; DNA endoreduplication. Gene Ontology annotation, molecular function: double-stranded DNA binding. The record is from RefSeq and is a predicted model, not a curated record. Gene Ontology annotation, cellular component: DNA topoisomerase type II (double strand cut, ATP-hydrolyzing) complex; nucleus.
CCGACAGAGGAGGAAGGAAUACAAGUGGGUUUGCCAUAAAGGACAAAAUGAGCAGCUCCCGGGAGGAUUCCCCUGAUUGGCUUCACUGUUUUCGGGCACCAAAUUCUUCAACGGUUGUACUAUCUUCGAAUUCUGAGCAUUCCCGUGAUGCUAGUCCCACAAAGGAAGAUGGAACUGAAAGUGAAGAGGUGUCUUUGAGUAAAUCUCCCAAACUAGAAGAAGAAGAUGAUGAGAAUCUCGGUAAAAUUCUGGGUGAAAGUGGUGCUAAGUCUGCAUCCAGUAAGAAAUCAAGCUUGAAGUCCCUGAAGAAAGGGUCAAAGUUAGGAGGAGAUGACAUACCCCUAGAAAAGAAUGAGUCGGACAAACCCAAGAAAAGAAAAGGUGAAGAUGGG